GAUGCUUAUCUGUGUUUGUUCCUUUAUCCCUGUUACAAAACGUGUUAGUCAACAUUCAAUUUUUAAUACGAUUGCAUUAAUAUUAAGAAAAUGUCAACUUGGCAUGGAAUGAAAAUAUUGAUAAGAAAUGAUUUUAAAGCAAGAUGCAGUAUUUGGACCAGGAGCUUUAUGAAUCACUCCAGCACCAGUAAAAGCAUAUCUGGACAUACUGUGCAAAACUCAUUUAUACCAAUUCAUCAGGUUCGAUCUCUUUCAAACUGUCAAAAAUUAAUGCUUCAGAGAACAAAUUCUUUCAAAUCUGUGGUUAAACGGUGGAAUUCAGAUAAAACAGAUGGAAAUCCUGAGGAAGACAAAAAACCUCCAAAGCGAUCAAAAAGAGAAGUAGGAUCGCCAGUCACAUGGAAAACCCUUGGUCUUACUGCUGCAGUUGGUACAGUAAUGUUACUGUAUUUUAAUCAUGUUAAAAAAAAGCGUGAACUAGAAUUAGCAAGAGAGAGAAAUGCAUCAGUAGGCAAAGCUGCAAUAGGAGGAGAAUGGUCAUUAGUUGACUACAAUGGUGAGCCAAAGACAGAUAAAGACUAUCAAGGAAAAUGGUUGGCUAUUUAUUUUGGUUUCACACAUUGUCCAGAUAUCUGCCCUGAUGAAAUAGAAAAAAUGUGUGAAGUUGUAGAUAUUUUAGGCAAAACAGCUGGUGUCCCAGAACUAGUACCGUUGUUUGUAACAGUUGAUCCAGACAGAGAUAGUAAAGAAGCCGUCAAAAAAUAUUGUAAAGAAUUUUCUCCAAAACUAUUAGGACUUACUGGUACCCAUGAACAAAUACAACAAGUGACCAGAACAUUUAGAGUAUAUUACAGCAAGGGACCAGUUGAUGAAGAUGGAGAUUAUAUUGUUGAUCAUACUAUUGUGAUGUACUUAAUUAGUCCCAAAGGAGAGUUUGUUGAUUAUUAUGGAAAAGAUAAAACUGCACUUCAAGCUUCAAAAAGUAUUGCACAACAUAUGAGACUUCAUAAAAAAUAACUAUUUUUCAUUGUUUUGUAUUUAUAUUAAAAUAUUUAUGAAUAUCA
Mytilus californianus (California mussel) is the source of this 1064-nucleotide messenger RNA. RefSeq names its product protein SCO1 homolog, mitochondrial-like. The transcript has 7 exons. NCBI's taxonomy places the organism in Eukaryota, Metazoa, Mollusca, Bivalvia, Mytilida, Mytilidae. Gene Ontology annotation, cellular component: mitochondrial inner membrane. The record is from RefSeq and is a predicted model, not a curated record. Gene Ontology annotation, biological process: mitochondrial respiratory chain complex IV assembly; intracellular copper ion homeostasis. Gene Ontology annotation, molecular function: copper ion binding; copper chaperone activity. The coding region runs from base 91 to 1017 and encodes 308 amino acids.